CGCCCUAAUCACAUUUACCCAACUCGUUUGUCAUUAAUGGGCUUAAUACAUGUACUGACCUCGCGAUGUCUCAAAGUACGUCUCACGCGACCGCAGCAGGGCAUCGUCGGAUUGCUCCAGGCCCUAUCUCCGAACCCAAUUCUACUGCCGCCCAGCGCCCAAACCGUCUACAAUCUCGACGGAUCGGCGUGAGUGUCGCCUGUGAAGCCUGUCGGAAACGCAAAAUACGAUGUAGUGGAAAUCGGCCGAAAUGUCUGUCAUGUAUACAAAAAUCGAUAGAAUGUCACUAUACAUCAGCCAACCCGACCGAAACGAAUUCAGCAGUACUGAAGCGGAAAUUCCGAGAGGCGAAAGAGAAGAGUAGCGAUUAUGAAGAAUUCUAUGAGGCAGUCCAAAAUAUGCCCGAAACUGACUCUCGGGCAAUCUUUCGCUUGAUCCGUCGCGGUGCGGAUAUCAAGGCCGUAAUGCGGCAGAUUAGGGAAGGAAGUCUUCUUCUUCAGUUGUCAUUAGUUCCUGAAACGCGACGUCGAUACGAGUUUCCAUUUGUCACCACAAUGCCAACAGCCCUCUUAACUGAUAACAAUUCAUAUCUCAGAUCUUUCAUCUACGAGUCAACCUUUCACGACGAAAACCGGCGGCAAUUGAAUCUGCCCUUAAACCCAAAUAGCAGAACGGGAUCGCCGCAAUACGUCUAUACGCAGCCUUAUCAUAGUGCUGAAAUUGUAAACACGCGACUCUCUACCGUUGACAUAUCACGCUGGACAGCGGUUACUUCCGAUAAUACGCUCAUGAGGACUUUGCUGCACUCUUAUUUUCUCCAUGAGUAUACUUCAUAUACGAUCUUUCAGAAAGAUAUUUUCAUCCAAGCCCUUACAGACGGCAAUGAGCAAUUCUGUUCUUCGCUUCUUGUGAACGCCCUCUUGGCUGAAGCAUCGCAUUGUUAUAUAGGUAUCCAAUAUCGCGAACAAUUUUGGAAUCCUGAGAACAUCGGCUAUCGCUUUCUAGCAGAAGCUAGGCGACUUUGGGAACUACAGUCCGAGAGCACAGAUCUUCCAACUCUACAAGCUGGAGUGAUUUUUAAUAUCAUAUAUGUCAAUAAUGGCAUAGACAAGCUAGGUUUGGCUUACCUAGACAGAGCAAUGAAGAUAGCGGAACAAUUGCAACUAUUUCAGGAUAAUAGCCAUAUCCAGAACAAAACUCUGAGACACGCAAGAGAUUUCACCGCAUGGUGCCUAUAUAAUUAUCAGACCAUAAUGGGAUAUUACUACUUCAAAUGUCCUGCUAUUCCAUACCCUCCCAUGUCAGCUCUACCAGACCCAGAUUCAGAACCAUCCUGGUACGGCGACUUCAUUCUAAAAUAUCCUGCCAAUAACACUUUCACCUCGUUCUAUUUCCCACAUUUCUUCCACGCAAUGUCAAGACUGAAAAUGUUUCUCAAUGCCAUUGCGACUGCAUUAUUCAAGCCAGAGAACAGUGAGAGAGUCCUACCAGCCAAAGUAAAGUCAGAUCUUCGAACCCAAAUGGAAUCUUGGUUGGCCUACCUGCCAGUACCAUUACGUCCCAGUAAUAUUGUUUUCCCAUCACAGUUAAAAUUGCACAUGGAAUACCAUUCUACCCUUUUUGCGCUGCUGCAAACACCUAUCGAAAACAAUGGUUCCUUUGCAUCAACUUCUAUAUAUAAUACAGGCGACAAUGAGUCAUUACAGGAGGCUAUUUCAGCAGCUAUGGUUCGGCUAGAAACCAUAGCUCGCAUCUACUACCUGAGGCACAGCUUCGAGUUUUGUGACACCUAUCUUACCUUUUAUCUUUCUACUCUAGGGUUUGCCGCGAUGGAGGGGCUAAAGGCUUCUACACUUGAUCAUGAACAUUUCAAGCACUUGAUGUCAACGAUAGUUCUUUGCGUAAAGGGUUUGUAUGAUCAAGGGCGACAUGUCCACGUAGCCUCCGCCGUAUAUCGGCUGCUACGUGAUCGUUUAUCACCCCAGGAUUUGAGGUUGUUGCAAGGAUAUGUCCAUUGGAACCUUUCAGAUGAUAACGAGCUCCUGAUUAUGGAGCAUGUCCAAUCUGAAUGGCCAAUACCUGUUGUUGGCCGAGAGAAAGAUCCGGAGGCGGCGACAUUGGAGAAUCUUGCACGAAGAUACAACAAAAUGUCGGUUAAUUCUUCUAGAGAGACAAGUGAAGAGAAUGAGUCAGAAACGAGAUGA
Molecule: messenger RNA, 2204 nt
Organism: Trichoderma virens Gv29-8
Lineage: Eukaryota; Fungi; Ascomycota; Sordariomycetes; Hypocreales; Hypocreaceae
Exons: 5
Coding region: 66-2204 (712 amino acids)
Biological process (GO): regulation of DNA-templated transcription; DNA-templated transcription
Molecular function (GO): zinc ion binding; DNA binding; DNA-binding transcription factor activity, RNA polymerase II-specific
Source: RefSeq, a predicted model, not a curated record